This is a messenger RNA of Microbotryum saponariae, 1918 nucleotides long. The record is from the annotation of a GenBank genome assembly. NCBI's taxonomy places the organism in Eukaryota, Fungi, Basidiomycota, Microbotryomycetes, Microbotryales, Microbotryaceae.
AUGUCGAGCUCUAGCCUGUACUCGUCCGUGUCGAGCACGUCGCGCAUCCCGGGCGCGCAGUUGCUUUCGAGCGCCGUACUUUGGCCGGCCUCGUUCGCCUCCGCCUCCGCGCCCACACCUUCGCCACCAGCGCUCGUGGUCCUCUCGCCAUCGGAGCUCGUCCAAUUGCUGCCGUCGCUCAAGCCUUUGCUGCGAUCGCCCGUCGUUCUUCAAGUCUCGACUGCUGCCUCGAAUGGUGACCACUCGGCUGUCACUGCCCUGCGCUCGACCGGCCUCCCCUUGCUGUACUCGGCCAAUCAGCAGCAAGCCGACGCGAACGCGCUCGUCGCAGCUCAUGUAGCCGCCCAAGGUCGUGCCGUCCUGCACUUUGGCGAGUUUGCUGCGGAUGCCAUCUCGUUGGGACAGCAUGCCAGUGUAUCGCAAGACUGGGUCCGAGGUGCCGCCGCCGCCGCCGCUUCGUCCGCGCAGUCCAACGGCAAGGUCGCGAACGGUUCUUCGAAUGGCCACUCGCACGCAGCUUCGCCUGCGGAUGCUUUGCUGGCCUCGUUCGAAUCCGCUUUUGGCGCUUUGCCGAGCUCGAACGCUGCUUCGGCCGUCACCUCGUCGGGAUCGGGGUCGACGGUCGUGUUGGCGCUGGGCGACGUCGCUGCCUUGGCCUCGUCGAUCCCCGCCGAUGUCACUCUCGUCUCGCUUAACCUCUACCGACCUCUCUCGGCGCAACGUAUCCGUCAGCUUGUUCCAUCGGGCACAUCGAACGUCGUCGUUCUCGAGCAAAACUAUCAAAGGACCGCCAAGUGGUCGCCCCUGUUCCUCGACGUCGUCGGAGCCUUCGCGGACAGCGACGAUGAGGCGCAGGUCCCAACCAUCCUUUCUGCAACGCUUGGCCAAGUUCAAGAUGGAAACGCCGCGUUCAAGGCUAUCCAAGGUGAGUUCGAUUCGCAGUGCUUCUUCCCACGUAGCGAGUGACGCCCCGAUGGCCAAAGGCUGAUCUCACCGUCCCUCCGUCGAUCGCCGCCAGACGCCGUCGCCACUGGAGCGAGCCCCAUCACACUUGGCACUAUCCCUUCGCCCUCGGGCGCAUCUGCGUCCACCUCGGCGGUUGUUGUCCCUCCCAAACACGAGUCCACAUACACGAACUUGUUGAACGAAGUUUUCGGCCAGCGACUGUGGGUGGCCAACGCGCCCUCUUCUUUGUUCCCCUCUUCCUCGACCUCGACCAUCUCGGCCACUUCACCCGAGUACGCCCUCGGACACGUUCUUGGCGCGCAAAAGAAGCGAGAGGAGCUUCGCCGAGCCGUCCGCGAGGCCGUGGCUGCACCGGGGAUCGAAGAGUCGGCAGCCAAGGCGCUUACCGCAUGGCUGCAGGACGACCGCAGCGACAAGGUCGUCAAGGCUGCUUCGGACGCUGCCGUCAAAGUUGCCUCGUCUUCGCUCCGUGAGGCCCAGUUUGGUCGCAAGUCUAACUGGAUUAUUGGCUCCGAGACUUGGUCCCACGAUCUCGGUGCUUCGGGUCUGCACCACGCCCUCUCGACGGGAGCCGACGUCAACUUGCUCUUGAUCGACACGACCCCUUACGCUCUCCCCGGCGAAGGACCCACACCUUCUCAACGCCGCAAGGAUGCCGGCUUGUACGCCAUGACGUACGGCAACGCCUACGUCGCAUCCGUCGCCGUUUACGGUGAUUUCUCGCAGACCUUGCGUGCCUUUGCCGAAGCCGAUGCGUACAAGGGCCCUUCGAUCAUCCUCGCGUACUUGCCCGGAGGCGAGAAUGACUCGACCCGAGCGCUCGAAAUUCUGAAGCAGACGAAGAAGGCGAUCGAGAUUGGCACAUGGCCCUUGUAUCGAUGGGACCCUUCGGCCGAGGCUCGAGGCGCCGAGGUCUUUGAGCUCGACUCGGAGAAGAUCAAGGCUGAUUUGA